Alternaria rosae is the source of this 1477-nucleotide messenger RNA. RefSeq lists its product as uncharacterized. Bases 196 to 1347 code for a protein of 383 amino acids. The record is from RefSeq and is a predicted model, not a curated record. The transcript is spliced from 5 exons. Lineage: Eukaryota; Fungi; Ascomycota; Dothideomycetes; Pleosporales; Pleosporaceae.
AUCACCAUUUCUGGUCGGCCACAAGCCAUUUAGUGAUGCUUGCAUCGGACUUUGACAUACAUAUGUAUAGUGAAGCAUUUCAUUUAUGCGCCCGACGGAGCACUUGUUAGCUCCCGAAUAUACUCAGGUACCUGCCACCUGCCUUGCAUUCCAACGGCCAUUCCUGCCCUACUGUAUGUAGGUCGUUACCCAGGUAUGAUCGGGCCGAAUCUUAGUGCAGAUCAUGAAUCUAGGCAGCCGAUGUUUCUGAUUACAACUGGAGUUCUAGUCCUGCUAUCAACAAUUGCCGUGGCUCUGAGGCUUUACUGUCGCAUCUUUCGCAUCCGCAAUGUUGGACUCGACGAUUACUUCAUGGUUGCUGCCCUUCUUGUCACGAUUGGCAUGGCGAUUAUGAAUGGUUAUCACAUCAGCUGGGGCACUGGACAACAUUUGAAGUACUUGGAUGUGCCUGCUAUGAGGAUUCCCACACUCAAGCAUUUCUACUUCUACCAAUUGGUAUAUCCCGUGGCACUGUUCUUGGUCAAAGCUAGUAUAUUGGCGUUGUACCAUCGUAUCUUUGAGCGGUUACAAUUCCGGUACAAAGUGUGGUCUGUAGCUGCAUUUGUCACGAUCUACACAAUUGUGGUUCUCUUCGUCAGUGCUUUCGAGUGUAGACCUAAGCCAUCACAAGCAUGGUCACCUACUUUUCCAAAGGGGUGCAACAACCUGCGAGCUACUUACUUGGCACUUGGAGGCAUCAAUAUCCUCACCGACAUAACGAUCUUUCUACUACCUUUUAAGCCCUUCUGGAAACUGCAGCUAGAUUCGAGGCGGCGAUGUGCGCUUUUUGGUGUCUUCGGGGUUGGAGGCAUCGCCGUCGCUGCGUCAAUAGUAAGGGUGUAUGCACUAUGGCUGUACAAUGUUACCAGAGAUAUAUCGUACGAUUCGAUAUUUAUCCUCCUUUUAUCACAGAUCGAAGUAAACGUCGCUAUCAUAUCCGCCUCGGUUCCAGCCUUGCGGCCACUUCUCCGCAACACGUCUCUCGACUUUAGUCAACCAGAAGCGUGUGGCAGCGCCUAUCGACGUACAGUCAGCAGUGGCUCCACUACCAAUGGCCGAAGUGCUCGCAAUCUGAUUGAGUCUAGCGGUCAAAUUUCGCUUCUCUCGAUGGAGAGGCGUAGUCCGGUGAUAGAACGGAAAACCUCAUGCGGAAGAGGAAUGAACAGAACGAGCGAGGAUUCAGAUCUAAAGGACGAUGGUAUCAUGAGCACAACGGAGACAACGAUAGAAUUUGAGCAGAUGCCUAGCGAAACCCUCCCACCUAGCAGGCGUUGGAUGACUACAAGGCAUCUGAAUGAUACACGGUAGAAAAAUAACACGGGACAGACUAGACAGUAUAACGACUUUGAGUUGUAGGAUCGUGGGAACGUGACUAUCAAUGGAUUGACCAUGUGUUUAAGCCUUUAGCCUUGACUUGAAGACCUUUCCUACAUUACAC